This is a messenger RNA of Gadus morhua (Atlantic cod), 3947 nucleotides long. Its product is annotated as sphingosine kinase 1-like. Gene Ontology annotation, molecular function: electron transfer activity; heme binding. The transcript has 5 exons. The coding region runs from base 578 to 2590 and encodes 670 amino acids. The record is from RefSeq and is a predicted model, not a curated record. Gene Ontology annotation, biological process: phosphorylation; cellular response to growth factor stimulus; negative regulation of apoptotic process. NCBI's taxonomy places the organism in Eukaryota, Metazoa, Chordata, Actinopteri, Gadiformes, Gadidae. Gene Ontology annotation, cellular component: membrane; intracellular membrane-bounded organelle; cytoplasm.
UGGCAGAUUCAGGUGAUCAUCGAACCCAGGCGGGUAAAUAUAAAUAUAAAUUGAUCAAAUCGAAUACAUAUACAACAUAUGAAACAGAUGAAGGUCUGCCACAAAAAUAUUCAAGUUCAUUAAAAAGGUUAUUUAAAUUAAAUGCCUCGUAUACACUUUAUCUUGUCUUAUUUGUAUUGUAAACGUAUGUUUGAGCCUACAACAUAUAUAUUUUUAUAUAUUUUAAAUAAUUCAUGAUAUACAUAAUGAUGAAUUAAGUCCCAUCCCACACCAACAUGUAGUCCAAUUUUCCAAAAAAAACAAAUUGAUAGUUUGAUAGUUACGCAAAACAACUAUUUUACGUAACUAUCAAACGUAAAAUAGCAAUUCCAAACCUAAACCUGGUGCUGUUCCUCCGGCGGUCACUAGGGGGAGACAGAGGACCGGGAGGAGACUAGAGCCGAGGAGGAGCGGAGGAGGAGAGGAGAGCCGAGGAGGAGCGGAGGUGGAGAGCGGUUCCUCUCCUGAAAGACCAGCCACAGAACCCCCCCAGCACCGCCGGCCAGCGGACCUCGCAGAGCGUUCUGUCCGGUCCGGGAUGGAGAAAGAACCGGACUCCUCGCGCCAACAGAACGGCUGGGUGGGGGCUGCGCUGCACGGGGAGUUCAGCGACCCGCUGGACCACCGGCUCCGGUACUCCGUGAGCCUGACGGAGAGCGCGCUGACCGUGCAGAUGAUCUCCUCGCAGCCCGCGCGCUCCAAGGCGGUGUUUCUAUUGGCGGACUGCGUGGGUUGCCACGCGUACCCAGAGCGGGAUGGAGACGGGGGGAACGUCGCGGCGGACCCGGGGCGGGACGGGGGGAACGGGGACGGGGGGGACGCCGGCGCGUACUUCGCGGUUUAUUUCUACCCGUUCCGCGGGCGGUGGAUGAGCGGGGGCUCCGCGCGCCAGAAGGUGGAGCAGGUCUUCCGGGUGGUCCCCUUACCGGACCCCGCCGCAAACCUGCGAGAGGCUCAGCGGUGGGCGCGUGCCAUCCGGGACGCGGCCGCAAAACAGAUCCCGCGACGGAACGGUGUGGUGUAUGCGCAGGUCCCUCGCCCCUGCAGGCUGAUGGUGCUGCUGAACCCCCAGAGUGGGCGGGGCCAGGCCAUGCAGCUCUUUACUGCCCAUGUGCAGAACAUGCUCAUUGAGGCCGGUGUCCCCUACACGCUGGUCAUCACCGAUCGCAGGAACCAUGCCCGUGAGGUGGUGAGGAAGGCCGACCUCCGCCAAUGGGACGCCCUGGUCAUCAUGUCGGGCGACGGCCUGCUAUUUGAGGUGAUCAACGGGCUGAUGGAGAGGGAGGACUGGCGGGAGGCCGUCCGGACCCCCCUGGGGAUCCUCCCCGGCGGCUCUGGGAACGCACUGGCCGCCUCCGUCCACCACUACUCCCAGGCCCCCCCGGCAUGGGGCGAGGAGCUGCUCCUCAGCUGCGGCUUCCUGCUGUGUAAGGGUCUGGUGAGCCCACUGGACCUGGUCUCCGUGCAGCUGCCGUCUCGCCGCCUCUUCUCCUUCCUGUCGCUGGCCUGGGGCUUCGUGGCCGACGUAGACCUGGAUAGCGAGCGCUACCGCACCGUGGGCGCCGUGCGCUUCCUGCUGGGCACGCUGCUGCGCCUGGCCUCGCUGCGGGUCUACCGCGGCCGGCUGGCCUUCCUGCCCCUGGAGGCGGAGCCAGAGGCCCCGCCCACCCCGCGCACCGCCCGCCGCUGGGCCCGGGCGCGGCCCACAGACCACGCCCAGGAACGGCCGUCCUUCUGCUCUAACCCCGCCUCCGCCCUGCGCUGUGGCUCCGCCCCCUCUGCCUCCCCCUCCCCCUCUGCCUCCCCCUCUCCCUCCCCCAACAACAACCGCUCUGAGCGCCGGCGGGGUCGGGUCCCCUCAAACCGUAACGCCGUCACUGCCGAGACCGACCAGACCGACAACCGGACCAGGACCCGGACUGAGACCCGUACCGACCCCCCGUCUGACCCCCCGUCUGACCCCCCGUCUGACCCCCAUGAUGACACCCUGACCGACCAGAAGACCAACAACCAGACAGACAACCAGACCAACCAACAGACAGACCACCAGAACCAGAACCACACCCACGCCCCUCCCGGCCCUAGCCCCGCCUCUAACCCUGCCCCUAACCCAAACCCUAGCCCCGCCCCUGACCCCGCCCCCAGGGGCCCCCUCCUGGACCCUCUGCUGCCCCCCCUGGGCCAGCCCCUGCCGGACUCCUGGAGGCGGGUGGAGCAGCAGGACUUCGUGCUGGUGUUGGCCAUGUUCCAGUCCCACCUGUCUGAGGAGCUGUGGGCGGCGCCGGGGGCCGCGCCAGACGACGGCCUCAUCCACCUCUUCUACGUGGGGGCGGGGGUCUCGCGGGCCGCGCUGCUCCGCCUCUUCCUGGCCAUGGAGCGGGGCGCCCACCUGGAGUGCGGUGUCCCCCACCUGGUGUACGAGCGGGUGCGCGCUCUGCGGCUGGAGCCCCUCUCCCCCCAGGGGACCAUCACCGUGGACGGGGAGCUGGUGGGGCCCGGGCCCCUGCAGGCCCAGGUCCACCCCGGGCUGGCCCGGCUGGUCUGUGGGUGAGGGGGGGGGGGGGGGGCUCGUGAACCAGGCGUUAGGGCCUCCUGAACCAGGGGGCACUCUUUCAGUGACUGUUUUCAGAAGCGUUGCCACGGAGACGUAAGCUGGUCAGAGACAGGGAGCGGAAGGUGGAGCCGCCCACCGAUGCCAAACCCUCCGUGGAGACGGACGGACGGGACACAAAGAACCAAUCAGUGGCACCGCCCGUUGCUAUAGAAACACUUUGUUAAAGGAAGUGCCAAAGAUGCGAUGCUGUUCGCCUUUGGAAACGUUGAUCUCUAUUUUUCUAAAGAAGGGACUUCUAUUUUUGUACCGCCUGGUCCCUGGUCUCUCCUGUGUGUGUGUGUGUGUGUGUGUGUGUGUGUGUGUGUGUGUGUGUGUGUGUGUGGAGCGAAGGGCUGUGUUUCAUAGGGGGUUGGGGUGUGCGUUGCGUGCAUUAUUGGGUAUAUGUGUUAACAUGCUUGCGCUUUUUCAUUCACUAGUAACUGGUGUGCAUGGAUGAGUGUAUUGGUGUGUGUGUGUGCACGUGUGCGUGUGUGUGUUAGUUUGUGCGUGGGCAUUUCUGUGACUAUGGGUUUUUGUUACUGUGUGUGUGUGUGUGUUUGUGCAGACGUGUGCGGUAUAGUGUGUUACAGUGUGUGUGUGCUACUAUGUUUGUCUGUGUGGGUAGUACAGUGUGUUACUGUGUGUGUGUGUAUGUCUAGCUGUGCUACUAUGUAUGUGUCUGUGUAUGAGUGUGUGUGUAGUAGAGUUUGUUACUGUGUGUGUUCAUUCAAGCUGGCCAAUAGGAGCGUAGUUAGAGAGGAUACAGGAAGUGGUUGUUCUGCAGUGCGGUGGUCCCACGAGGGGGGGAGCUAUCCAAAGGGGGGGAGGGGGCCGGUGUACUGCUCUAUCGGGGAGAGAGGGGGAGAGUGUUCUGCUCUAUGGGGGAGAGGGGAGAUGUUUUCCUCUUAUAUGUUAUGCUUAUCUGGGCCGACAGCAGAACAUGCAAUGUAGUGCUCUGCAAGGAACCACACACACACACACACACACACACACACACACACACACACACACACACACACACACACACACACACACACACACACACACACACACACACACACACACACACACAUCGCUGCAGCACUUACCGGGGGAGGGUCUGUGUCGGUCAACAUGAUCCCCCUCUUCCAACCGUGAUUAUACUCGCUCACUCUCUCACUUUCUCACUCCUCACUGUUUCCCUCUCUCUCUCUCUGCCCUCUCACAAUUAUUCUCGUUCAGAGUGUGAGAGUGAGAGAGGCUUUCCAGCUUUCUCUGUUCCUUCUGCCCUCUCUGCUCUCUCCCUCUCUCUCUCUCUCUCUCUCUCUCUCUCUCU